GCUGCUUCCGGCGGCGGCGGGCGGUUCCAGCGCGCGCCCGGGGCGGCGGCGCGCGGCGGGGGGUGGUUGGGGUGCGCGCCGGCCCGAGUGGACGCCGUCGCGACCGCCAUGCAGCUGACGGUGAAGGCGCUGCAGGGCCGCGAGUGCAGCCUGCAGGUGCCAGAGGACGAGCUGGUGUCCACGCUGAAGCAGCUGGUCUCCGAGAAGCUGAACGUCCCAGUGCGCCAGCAGCGGCUGCUGUUCAAGGGCAAGGCCCUGGCAGAUGGGAAACGACUCUCGGAUUAUAGCAUCGGGCCCAACUCCAAGCUCAACCUAGUGGUCAAACCCCUGGAGAAGGUGCUACUAGAAGAAGGCGAGGCCCAGAGGCUGGCCGACUCCCCACCCCCGCAGGUCUGGCAGCUGAUCUCCAAAGUCUUGGCACGCCACUUCAGUGCGGCAGAUGCCAGCAGGGUCCUGGAACAGCUACAGAGGGAUUACGAGAGGUCCCUGAGUCGCCUGACGCUGGACGACAUCGAACGGUUGGCCAGCCGCUUCCUGCACCCUGAAGUGACUGAGACAAUGGAGAAGGGCUUCUCCAAAUAGAAUUCUCGGAGCAUGGGGAGGUGCCCAACACCAGGCUACCGCUGCAUGUCGCACUAAGUGUGUUCUCCUGUUGCAGUUGGGCUCAUCAUCAUAAUAGCUGGCAUGCACCUGGCUCUGGCCAGGUGCUAGGCACUCCUCACAGCUUGACCUGGGUUUGCUUCCACACCCUCAGAAGAGGAGAGCCGCACAGCAGAGGCACCGGCGAUGAAGUGGCACAGCCCCAGUCGGAAUCCAGCGGCUUCUGAAAGUGCCUUGGUGUGAGAAGGAGGAAGGGGCCGCUUGGAGAGCUGGGCUCUCGCAUGUCAUGUUUAGCCCACUGAGAAUAUACCCUCAGGUGACUCCCUCCCGAUCCUGAAAGGGAAAGCAGCUGUCACCUGACUUCUGGCGGGUCCAACAUAGCCCUCAGCUUACCUCUGCAGGAGGCCAAGUGACAGCCAGCCCUGGAACCCCCCGACCCCCGCAGCUGCUGCAGCCAGUGUGCCAGUGUGCGUUCGACAAAUGGAAAAGCAGAUUGGGGCCAGGGAGUCAGCAAGGCACCCCAGCUCUGUGAUGUGACUUUGGGCGAGUCUCAGUGCCACUUGGUCCCCAGCCAUGGACUCUAUACAGUGAGGGCCACUCACCGACCUGAGUCAGUAUCCUCUGUCUCACAGGGCCCCUCUCCCUUCUGUUCAGUAAACAAACUGAAGCCAAAAAUGAAGCCGUGGCCAAGUGUGACCCAGAGAUGGGGUGUCCUGGCCCUUAGUGACACAGCUCCUCUCUGGGGCACCCUAUCUGCUUGUCUCGUCCAGGAAGCGUUAGGGCUGAUGGGUGACUCAGCAAGGCAGUGUCAGAGCUGGGACUGGGCGUAGGCCUUUGUCCUCGUCCCCAGCACUGGCCUCCCUGUGGAAGAUGAACACAUCCCAGCCACCUGUGUACAGGGGCUCACUUUGUGUGCCCCUUGUUGCCUGAGAGGAAACCUUGGGGUGCCAGGGUGGGGGCAGAAGCAUGGGCUGGGUUCCAGUUCAUCCUCCUCCACCCUGCCGUGUGUGCGGGCACAAGAGGACAUCUAACCACCUGCUCCUUGGAGGAGGCCCCCAGGGGUGGUAGAGGCUGGAAGGAAGCCACAUCAGGAGGACACCACUCCGGCCCUUCACCCUUGCCAAGUGAGCUGCUCACAGUGUGGUCAGGGCUGCGCAUGCUGGAGGCCCUCCUGCCUGGGCCUUGUGGGGCAAAUAUUGGGUCCCCAGGCUGGAAAGAUGGACAAAGGCCCAAUGGGUGAAGGCUUUGAAGAGCACACAGAAGCCCCUGGCCCCCCACGAGAGCUGGAGAGCCAUAUAUAUGGCUUCAAAGCCACCUAUGGCAGGGACACACUUGUGAGCAUGUGUGGCCUGCAGUUCAGGUGAUACAUUUACCAGUGUUCUUGUUUGUGCGGUGCCAGGAAAUUGAUUUUGGAAAGUGAAAUAACAUUAAAGGUGAAUGUGAGACUUCUACUUUUAUCCAAAAGGAGCUAUAUUAGCUAGGCUGUUUCUGAUAUCCAAUCAUUGGUUUAACAAUAAAGGCAAUUUGUUUAAUCAGUUAACGGAAAUUUCUUGGCUUAUGAAAGUGAAAAGUCCAGUGGUAUUGGCAUUGGCAGCAGGUGAGCAAUUUCAUCCAGUGUCUUCUGCCUCCCUCUGCGUUUGUAUCUGCUAUAUCCCAGGCCACCACCUCCGAGGAUGAAAAGAUGGCUGCCUGCAGCUUCCACGGAAUCCCUCCCUCACUGCCAGAGCAGCAUCUUCUCUGUGUACCACCUCUGCUGUCUCAGAUGCCCCCAGCAAAUAAACACUCUUCUCGUUGGUCAGAA
Gorilla gorilla gorilla (western lowland gorilla) is the source of this 2401-nucleotide messenger RNA. It is a transcript of the gene UBL4A, whose product is annotated as ubiquitin like 4A. Gene Ontology annotation, molecular function: protein-folding chaperone binding. Bases 109 to 582 code for a protein of 157 amino acids. Gene Ontology annotation, cellular component: BAT3 complex. Lineage: Eukaryota; Metazoa; Chordata; Mammalia; Primates; Hominidae. The transcript is spliced from 4 exons. Gene Ontology annotation, biological process: tail-anchored membrane protein insertion into ER membrane; post-translational protein targeting to endoplasmic reticulum membrane. The record is from RefSeq and is a predicted model, not a curated record.